Dermacentor silvarum is the source of this 1729-nucleotide messenger RNA. RefSeq lists its product as uncharacterized. Lineage: Eukaryota; Metazoa; Arthropoda; Arachnida; Ixodida; Ixodidae. The transcript is spliced from 8 exons. The coding region runs from base 605 to 1684 and encodes 359 amino acids. The record is from RefSeq and is a predicted model, not a curated record.
AACGCUUUUAUUCUUAUUGUGUUUAGUAAUUUUAGUAAACAUUUUAGUAAUUUAAAAGCAUAUUUUAUUUGAACGUUUUGGGAACAUCGUUUUGGCAAUAUGUAGUUCGUAUGUAUCUCUAUCCAAGUCACUGCCGAAACACCACCAUUGCUAGCCAUCUCUAGCCACCAUACCCAGGCCGCUCGAUCGUCGUAGCGCAGCGCGUUGUGCGGAUGCAUUCACGUUAGCUAAGUCCCUACGUAUACAUACGUGCACGCGGUUUGCGGCGUGUGAGCGUGUUUGUGCGAGUGGCGGCGAGUGACAGCCGCACGUGCCAUAUUUAAGACGAUGUUCGCGCUUGUGCGUUUUCUGAAUAGUUUUGACGCGAAGGAAUAUGCGGUCCAUGUGGAGAACAUAAAGGACUUCCAGCCAGCAAACAAAGAAGACUUCAUUAAAACCAAAGUGUACACUACGCACUGGAUUGACGAAAAAGAUCCGGAAAACACGGGACCGUACCCCUGUCAAGUUCUGCUGCUGGCAGACUCUAAGGAAGAACUUUUUGAGAAAAGAGGGAGUAAGCGGGUACCACGGACGGUAAUAAACCCUUCAGAUAUUGAAAUUGAAGAUGAAGAUUCCAACCUGCAGCUGCCAGCAGCAGGCAGCAAACAGACUGCAAAACAGGUACAAUAAUUGUGCUAUACCUUUGCCAGAUUUCAGUCGAACAGUGUUCAUUGGAUUUGACAUCUCUCUGCAGGCAAACAAAAAAUCCAAGCAGUGCCAGGCAGCAUCUAAGAGUGCUGCUUAUGAUGAAAUUCUGAAAGAGCAUGUCUCAAGUGCCCUAAACAAAAAUAAGGCAGCUCGAGUUUCUCAAGCGUCAACAAAAAGGCACACUGAGGAUGAAGAAGAAGCUGUCACGAAUAGAGAGAGAAAACUGAAGCGCAUAAGAGUGGAGGCGUGUCAAAGGCAGGAGCCCUAUGAAGACGUAUUAAAAGAAAGGAAUGAAUUGCGACAAAUCGUCGCCACGAUGACACAAAAAAUGGAUUGUAAGCUUUCAGCGAUACUAGAAAUGCUGCAGUCAAGCGCCCCGCAGCCCCAGAGAGCGCAAGAGUCCCUAACAGGUGCUGCUUCUGAAUGGGAACAUGAACAUUCUUAUGACGACCAAGAGCGCAGAGACAAAGAAACGCAGCACACAGGCCGCAAACCAAUGCCACUGGCUACGCUCCAGCCACUGAAAGCCCAGCCAACCCCAGGCACUGAAAUCCUAGACAAUACGUCAAGAGAGCCUGCUGCAGAGGCACUGCCCAAAGCUGCUGACCCAAAGGCCCAUGGCCCUUUCACUGAUAUCGGUGAUGGCAAGUAUCAUGUAAAAGAUGGGCUAGUAAUUGGAGCGAAACAGGCGGAGAAGAUUCUCGGCCAGAAAAAGGCUUCACUUGUUGUGAAGGAUAUGGCCCAAGCCAUAUGGGGCCGUGAAGGGCUGGCUGAACGAACUUAUGGAGGAAAACUAGCCCCAAAAAACUACAGAAACCCCACCGCUGUGGUACGGAAGCAGCUCAGCCCGCAGAAGGUUGCCUUGAUCAUUGACACCGUGAGGCACUGGGGGUCCAUGACGGGUGUUUCCGUGAAGGAAACCAUUGACAAUGUGUCAACAAUACUUUCUCAAAAAAUACAAGACGUACGGAGAAGUAAGAAAAAUAAGGAAAACUGAAGGUGGAAAAGCUGCGAACUGAAGAAAACGAUGUAAAUUUGUAAA